GACCUGCCCCGGAGCCGCCACCGCCGCUCCCGCCGCCCCUAGUAUCCCUGCCUUCUCUCGGACCGCCGCCCAUUCAGCGCAGCAGCCGUCGGUCCUCUCGCUUUCCCGUAGGGGCCGUCGGCGUUCGUCUGAAACGCGGUCCAUCCGUCCCAGCGUAGCUGGCGCCCAUCGGCGCCGCGCGCAAACUUCCCGAGCCGGCGGGCGCGGGCGGUGGAAGCGGGGCCCGGAUGGGCGCCCGGGUCGGAGGCGGCGGCGCCCAUGGACGCUAACCGCCCGGGCGCGUUUGUGCUGAGCAGCGCGCCUUUAGCCGCGCUGCACAACAUGGCUGAGAUGAAGACGUCGCUAUUCCCCUACGCGCUGCAGGGCCCGGCGGGCUUCAAGACACCCGCCCUAGGCAGCCUUGGCGCGCAGUUGCCUCUAGGCACUCCGCACGGCAUCAGCGACAUCCUGGGACGGCCAGUGGGCGCAGCGGGUGGCGGCCUCCUAGGAAGUCUGCCCCGUCUCAACGGGCUCGCCUCGUCUGCAGGUGUCUACUUCGGGCCCGCAGCCGCGGUGGCUCGGGGAUACCCCAAGCCUCUGGCGGAACUGCCUGGGCGCCCGCCCAUCUUCUGGCCUGGUGUGGUGCAGGGCUCUCCCUGGAGGGACCCGCGACUGGCCGGCUCCGCCCAAGCCGGCGGGGUCCUGGAUAAGGAUGGCAAGAAGAAACACUCGCGGCCGACUUUCUCAGGCCAGCAGAUCUUCGCGCUGGAGAAGACUUUCGAGCAGACCAAGUACUUGGCAGGCCCAGAGCGCGCGCGGCUCGCCUACUCUCUGGGCAUGACCGAGAGCCAGGUGAAGGUGUGGUUCCAGAAUAGGCGGACCAAGUGGCGCAAGCGGCACGCGGCAGAGAUGGCGUCGGCUAAAAAGAAGCAGGACUCGGAUGCUGAGAAGCUGAAGGUGGGUGGCUCAGACGCGGAGGACGAUGACGAGUACAACCGGCCCCUGGACCCCAACUCCGAUGACGAGAAGAUCACGCGGCUUCUCAAAAAGCACAAACCCUCGAACUUGGCGCUCGUUAGCCCGUGUGGCGGCAGCGCGGGGGACGCCUUGUGAGGAUGCGGCCAGGCCGGAGAACCCGAGAACCGGGACUCGCGGCAUAACCCGACGCCAGCCGCCCAGCCGCAGUGUGUAUAUAUAUUUUUACAGAAUAAGUUAUAAAGCGGACGUUGGCGCGGCCUUGGCGUGAGGCGCGGAGUACGGGGUUUGGGCCGAUCACUUUGUAUAAUCAAUAAAUUAUUUAACACGUC
Mus pahari (shrew mouse) is the source of this 1286-nucleotide messenger RNA. RefSeq names its product NK6 homeobox 2 (gene Nkx6-2). Gene Ontology annotation, biological process: regulation of transcription by RNA polymerase II; cell differentiation. Bases 259 to 1092 code for a protein of 277 amino acids. The record is from RefSeq and is a predicted model, not a curated record. The transcript is spliced from 3 exons. Gene Ontology annotation, cellular component: nucleus. Gene Ontology annotation, molecular function: RNA polymerase II cis-regulatory region sequence-specific DNA binding; DNA-binding transcription factor activity, RNA polymerase II-specific. Lineage: Eukaryota; Metazoa; Chordata; Mammalia; Rodentia; Muridae.